Aphis gossypii (cotton aphid) is the source of this 3392-nucleotide messenger RNA. RefSeq names its product X-ray repair cross-complementing protein 6-like. The coding region runs from base 336 to 2003 and encodes 555 amino acids. Gene Ontology annotation, biological process: telomere maintenance; cellular response to X-ray; cellular response to gamma radiation. The transcript is spliced from 2 exons. Gene Ontology annotation, molecular function: double-stranded DNA binding; damaged DNA binding; DNA helicase activity. Lineage: Eukaryota; Metazoa; Arthropoda; Insecta; Hemiptera; Aphididae. The record is from RefSeq and is a predicted model, not a curated record. Gene Ontology annotation, cellular component: nucleus; Ku70:Ku80 complex.
ACUCAUUAUUAUUUUGUGAUCAAACUAUUAUAUUACAUUUUGUUUUAUGUUUAGUGUGUUCAAAUUUUUGCUUUUAGUUAAUAUAAUAAUUAAUAAGUAAUAACAUUGGAAAUUUGUGAGACUAUAGCCUAAGCUUACUACAAACCCUUAAUAUUUAGAUUAUUUAUAACAAAUUAGUUCCACAAAAUCUAUACAGAUCGUUGAAUCGUACUUACAUAAUAUUUUGUAUGUCAAGAAAUAGUAACAGUUUUUAAAUUUCUAUAAAUUUACCGAUAAUAAAGACAGCAAAUUAUUACAAUUUUAAUUUGAAAAUAGAUAAUACAUUUCUCGAUAAGAUGGAUGAUCUAUCAGAUUCUCCAAUUGUAUGGGAAAGUGAACCUUUUGAAGAAGAACAACAAAAAUGGUUUGUAAAACAACAUAUAAUGUUUUUAAUUGACGCUUCAAAAUCAAUGUUCAAUACUUAUAAUGACUCGACUUUUUUUGCUACAAGUAUUGCACUUUGCAAAAAAGUAGUUCUAAAACUUAUAAGGGAGAGUAGAAACGAUAAAAUAGGCAUAUUGAUAUACGGUACAGACGAUGAUAAUAGAAAAUGUCCCAAGUAUAUUAAUGUGUUAUCUGAACCAAUGAAACCUAACAUUCAAUUAAUUAAAAAGCUCGAUGAUGUACUAACUGGUAAAUCUAUUCGUACUGGACAAUCUCCAUUGUCACCACUAUCAGACGCAAUAUGGUAUGGUAACUAUCUUAUAAAAAAAUUUAGCGAAAAUCAAAGCUGUAGUACUAUUAUGCUCAUUACAUGCAAUGACCAACCUGAAAUUGGUGAUUCUAAAAAGCAAUUCAAUCUAAGAACAAGAAUUGAUGAUGUUAUUAAAAAUAAUAUUGAUUUUAAACUUAUACCUAUUGGUACGGCAUUUAACAUGAACCUUUUCUAUGAAAGUCUUCUAAAGAACUUUAACAGUAUUUCUAAACCCACCAAUGGGUUAGAAAGUAUAGAUGAUAUUAUGUUGGAAAUUAAUGACAAAUUGAAACAUGGUAGAAGUGUAUCCAAAAUAAAAUUCUUUAUUAAUAAUGACUAUUAUAUAUCUACAUCAUUGUAUAGAUUUUAUACAAAAUCUAAAAUGCCACCAAAAGUUAAGCUAGACAAGAAGACUAAUAAACCAUUGACUACUACUACUCAAGUAUUGAGAAUAGACACUGAUGAAUUAAUGUAUAAGUCUGAUCUAGCCAAAUAUUUGGUAUAUGCAAAUAAAAAUAUAAUAUUUAAAAAUGAAGAUUUAUCAAUUUUAAAAGGCGGCAUUCUAGAACCAGGUAUUAGAUUACUUGGUUUUACAAAUAAAGAAAAUAUUAUGAUAUCGUAUCAUUUUAAAAAUUCCAUCUUCCUUCGCCCUAAUACUGAUGUAGAAGAAGGUAGCACACGAUUGUUGAAUUCUCUUAUUGAGUGCUGCUUGGAGAAAAAUAAGUAUAUAAUGUGCUUCUUAAAAAUUCGAAAAGGAGGAAAGAUUCAUUUAACUGCUCUGAUACCUCAAGAUGAAAUUAUAGAUGAAACUGGUAUUCAAAACCAGCCAUCAGGAUUUCAUGUUAUAUUCCUGCCAUUUAAUGAAUGUUUGAAACCAGUAAAAUCUGCAGAACCAACAGAAGACAAUAUAGUUUUAACAAGUACACAAAAAUCAAUAGGCAUGCAAAUAUGUGAAAGUAUGCCUAUCAAUUAUUAUCCAUCACUGAUCAAGAACCCUAAAAUAAACUUUCAUUGGGCAAUGUUGGAAUCCUUGGCAUUGGAAUCAGAAAUGCCAGAUAUUAAAGAUGAAACACUUCCAGCAAAUAAUAUUAUUGAUAAAAAUUUAAAUGCAAUUAAAGAUGAUAUUAAUAAAGAAAUUUUGCCACAUCAUGUUUCUACUCUACCAAAAACAAAUAAAAGAUCUGACUCGAAUAAUCAAAAUGUUAGCGGAAGAGGAAGAAAAAAACCAAAAUUUGGAGCAAUGGAAAGUCAAAACAGUAAUUAUCAAUAGAGUUAGGAGUAUUAAAACACUAGGAUACAAUUAUUUUUACUGUUAUUACCUAGUGAUUUUUAUAUAAUACAGUUAAGAUGUCAUUGAAGUAUACUAAAAAAAAAUUGUUAUAGAUAUUUUUGUUGUGUAUAUAUAAAAAUUACAUAUUUAAAAAUGUUUUUAUUUAUUUAUAUACUACUAGAAGUCUUGCGCUUGUAAGGAAUCAUUAUUUUUAAGCAUCAAUGACAUGUUUUAAGUAUAUAAUUUUUUAGUAAUGUAAGAAAACACUAAAUUUUUUAAAUGUUAUGUAAUUUUAUUGUGAGGAAUAUAAUAUAAAGUUAUAGAACUUACUUAAUCUACAUUCGACGUAAAUAGUAUUGGUAAUAUAGUGAAAAGCUAGAAAUUGUUAUGAGUAACUAUCUUGAAUUGGAUUGCAACUGUUAUUCGUGGAGAAUACCUGUUCUGUUUAAUUUAGUUUUCUGUCUUAUUUUUUUACAAUACAAAAUAGUUUUAAUGCUUAAAUUAAUUAUUUCAUGUUUGCUGUUUUGCAAUUUUUACGAUCAGCUAUGACUUAGUUUGAAAUUAAUCAAACCAGUAAAAUACACAUCAUUGUUUGAUACAACACUACAAAAUAUACCAAAAUGAUAAAAUAACUUAUCUUUAAGUGAUUUUAUUCAAAUGUUUAUGUUUUGUUGGUAUACAGUAAAAUCAGGCAUUUUCUAAACGCCUAGACAAAUAAUUAAAGAAUUUAAUUUAUAUGUAAUUUCACUAGCUGCCUAGGCAUUUAAGAGUAGAUUAUAUGCUACGACAUAUAUAUUCAAUGUUGUUACAAACACAUAUUUGACUGAUAUUACAUUAAAUGAUGUCUGUUACUGUAUACAAAUAUUAAUCAUUAAAUCAUAAUAUCAUGUUAAAUUGAGUACACACUGUAUAGUUGAUCAUUGUGGAAAACUUCCAAUAAACUAUGAGUAAAAUGUAGCUCAUUAAAUAUCGGUUUUAAUACAAUGUUAAAUACUCAAUGUCAAAUAAUAUAUACAAAUGUCUUAAAUACAUGUUUUUAUUAAAGGUAUUUUAACAAUUUAUAAACCAACACAUAAUUCAUUCAUCAGUAUAUUUAAUUAAAUAAAUACAAAUUACACAAACAUAGGUAAAAUAUUAUUGCCAAAUAUACUGUUAAUAUGUAAUGACAAAAAUAUAUAAUACAUAUUUUACUCCUCCACAUGUUACUCAACAAUCAUUCAAGUAUCAAUUUUAUAACAACAAUAAAGUUUGAAAAAGCGAACAAUAAAUAAAAUUAAUGGAAUAAUGAUUAUUAUAAAUAAUGUAAAUGCGAUAUUACUUUAAUAAUUUGCAUAAUUAUAAUAAAUUAAACACAAUUAUUGUAUAAUAAUAUGUAGUUAAAAAAUAAAA